This is a messenger RNA of Pelagomonas calceolata, 2184 nucleotides long. The record is from the annotation of a GenBank genome assembly. NCBI's taxonomy places the organism in Eukaryota, Pelagophyceae, Pelagomonadales, Pelagomonadaceae.
AGCAAACACAGCUUUUACCCAUUACGCCUGCAAAAAGCUCCAUUGGCCCUUAUUCGUCGUCCACGCACUCAAUCUGAUCUUAUCUCUUGCAUACCAUGCGGCAAUUCGUGCUGUAUUACGCGCUCGCGCUGUGCACUGCCACCCAGCCAGGCAAGCCUGCAGCACCGCCCAAAUUCAUCUACGCGACGAAGAAUGAAGUAAAACAACAGCUGGCAGCCGCCAAGCGACGCCUCGACGCGAAUGCAACAGAUGUCCGCGCGAAACACGCCGUCGCGAAAAUCCUGCGCGCGCUCGGUGACAUCGAUGGCGACGCAACGGCGCGCAACGUGGGCUUUGAGAACGCCACGGCGGCCUGGGCGCGCGCCGCGCACGUCGACGUCGAAGGCGCGGUCCACUACGCCUUACGGCGAGGCGACCACGCGGAAGCACAACGGUUGAUCGGCGAACGACUUCGUGAAGUCCCGGACUGCCAGAUAGCGCUCGAGUUGAGGGCGCUGGAGCGCCGCGCAUUUGGCGACAAUGCCGCGGCAUCAAAAUUCUACGACGAAGCCGCGGAACGUGCGACGGGCGCCGCGAGGAACCCCGCGCUGCUCCGGUCAGCGCUGGGCCGCGCGGCGAACGGCGACGUCGAGGGCGCGCAGCGCGUCUUCGAGGACCUUUGUCAAGGAAGCGACGACGCGGAGGCCUGGCGCGAAUACGGUUUCUUCCUCGACGAGCGCAUGGGAGAUCGAGCAAGGGCGGUCGCGGCCCUGAAGCGGGCCGUGCGGCUGGACCCGAGCGAAGGGCAAGCUAGAGCGCAGCUGGCGAAAUGGGGAGCUUUGGAUGAUGAGACCGAUCGGACCGCGCGCCUCGACGACGCGUACGUCGGGGGUUUAUUUGAUCAGUUCGCGGCUUCAUUUGAUGAGACGCUGGUCGAGAAGCUCGGGUAUCGGGGGCAUCUGCAGUGCGCGGCGGUGCUCUCAAAGGCGCUCGAAGACGUCGAACUGAACGCCGAUGUUAGUGUAGUCGAUCUAGGCGCGGGCACGGGCCUCUGCGGCGCGCCUUUGAGAAAAGUCCUCGCCCCGAAGACGCCGCACAUCACAGCGGUCGACCUGUCGACGCGCAUGCUCGAGCGCUGCGCGGAGCGCGGCGACCACGACGCCGUUGUCGAGGGCGAGGCCGUCGACCAUUUGCGGCGACUGCCGGCUGAUAGCGUGGAUAUCAUUGUUGCUGCUGAUGUGCUUGCGUAUAUUGGCGACUGUGCCGAGUUAUUUGGCGAAGCUCACCGGGUCCUGCGAGCACAUGGUCGGUUGGUGUUCACGCUCGAGGAGGGCGACGCCGGCUUCGGCCUGGGGCCGGGCGGGCGCUUCGUCCACUCGGAGGCGUAUUUGUACGACGCGGCGGCCGCGGCGGGGCUGCGCGUCGUGGCCCUGGACCGGGGGCCGAUGCGUUCUCAAGGAGGAGCUCCUGUGGUCGCGCUGAUCGCGGCGUUGGGGCCUGUUUCGUAAACGUGUUUGUGUUGUACCUUAUCUUAUUGUUACGGUGCUAGGGCUAGUCUGACGUCAGUUGUUGGGCGUUAGUGCCUCGUAGCGCGGGUUCCAGUACUCGGUAACUUUCCAGAACAGCUCGUUCGGGAAGGUCGGCGCGAAGAGGAGCGCGAUUUCGCGCGGCGUUGUUCUGCGCGUCUGCGCUUUCCUCUCUCGUGCACGGCCGCGCGCUAUCAGUGACCGGAGGCGGAGGAGCUCCUUCGGCGGCGCGCGAACGUAGCCCUUCCAGGUUGACCCGGCGGCUCGAUACGGCGGCGAGCACGGCGGAGUCGAGCACUGGGUCGACGGCGAUCACACGCUGCCGUCGCAAGCAGUGCAUAAAUCAAAUUGUCGCACCCGACUCACUGGUUGAUUUGUGCACAGGUCGCAAGACGUCGAGGCUCACUUCAGCGCGCGGCCGGCGGACGCGUCGCGUCUACGGCUGGCGAACUCGCGCAUGUUCGGCACGAACGGCGCCUACGCGUCCGUGCGCGCGCGCAUCGGCGACACGAGACGCAUUCUUGAUUUACGGACAUCUGGGGAAGCGGCCGAGUGGUGCGGCGCGCACAUCGCCUCCACGCGGAGGCGCAUGGAUCGGGCGUCGACCGUCGCGCCGUCGUCGCGGGCCUCGACGGUCGAGACGAUCGAGACGCAGGACUCGACGACCGAGGCGCACUGA